This is a messenger RNA of Emericellopsis atlantica, 1493 nucleotides long. RefSeq lists its product as uncharacterized. The transcript has a single exon. Lineage: Eukaryota; Fungi; Ascomycota; Sordariomycetes; Hypocreales; Bionectriaceae. The coding region runs from base 55 to 1068 and encodes 337 amino acids. The record is from RefSeq and is a predicted model, not a curated record.
CACCACUUUCACCCCCAGGGGUGAAAUGGUUUGGCUGGCCGCCAGACAAUAAAUAUGCCGCCCAAGAUCAUCUUGUUCGCCGGCGCCCCAACAGCCUCCGCCGUCACCGAGUCAACCUGCACCAUCAGCACCGUCAACAGCGACCUCCUGAGAUUCCUUGGUCCCAACACCCCGUCCAUCACAAAACCGCCCUCCCCAAAGCAGUCAUACGCACCAUGGCGCUCCCUCAGUCUCGAAACAAGACCACUAAGAACUGGACUCGCCUUUUCACAGAUGCACCAUCCGGCAAGCCGGACGCAGCCCAACGAUUUCUUCACAGCAGCGACUCUCUCCUUUGAUGAGAGCGCAAGCCUGCAGACAGGCGAAGAAGACGUGCUCACUUCAUUCUGUGAACACUCAUUGGCGAACCACGAGCCAUCGGCAGCGGAUACCACCACCAGCGCUUCUCUAGAUGAGACAUCCUUCCUCACUGCAACGUCGGACCACACAUCAUCGUCGUUUCCCAAGACACCCUUACCGCCCUGUCACCUAUCCGAUGUAGAAGACAUACCGUCUCCAAAGAACAUCCUCUCCCUCGUGCCGGCCACCAUCACCGUCAACCUCAUCGCAGGCAUCAUAUCCAUCGCCCAGCCGCGCACCGUGACUACCCGGUACGGACGCCAACUGUCGCUGGUGGAACUCCUUGUCGGCGACGAAACAAAGUCUGGCUUUGGCAUCACCUUUUGGCUCGGCGGCGACUCCAUCCCCGCCAGCGUCUUGGCUAACCUGCGACGGCAGGAUGUCGUUCUGAUCCGGAACGUGGCUCUCAACGUCUUCCGAGACAAGGUAUACGGGCAAAGCCUGCGAAAGGGCCUCACAAAGGUCAACCUCCUUUGGCGAAAGAACGGCGGUGGCUUCUACUCCCGACGGGACAUGGUGUCCAGGAAACAGGCCCUGGAUCCCCAGCUGGACAAGGCGAGGCGCGUCAAGGACUGGGUCAUUCACUUUGUGGGCGGCGAUCGACCUGCCACGAGGAGGACGACAAGGGCACGCAAGUCCUGGGACCAGCCGCCGGACGACACUCAAUGAGGACGACGAAGUAUAUUCUCCAUGGUAGUCAUGGUGGAUGUGUGGCGAUAUUAAACUAUAUACCAAAAUUACACACAAAGACGAGGCAGUGCUGGCCACUGCAUCGCCAGCAGAACACGAGGCUCAUGCACCGCCCUCAGGGACAACCUCCUCCUUCUUGGCCCCGGGCCCCUUCUUGACGCUCUUCCACCGCAGCCCGAGCACGCAAAGAAAGGCCAUGCCCGCGCAGGCGACGCUGAUGUAGAAGGUGUUCCGCAACCCGCUCAUGUACGCCUCCAGGACGGUGUCGAGGGCGUCGACGCGGCCCAUGCGCUCGAGCACGCUCUUAAUCUCCGAGGCGCCGCUGUUGAUGAAGAUGCGGGGGUCGAGGCCAAUGUCGUCCGCGUUGAUCUUGUCAAUCAGGCCGUUCUGGAAGACCGUCUGCG